GUGCUAUUUAAUGUAAAUUGAAACAAAAAUUUAGAUACGCAGUUACUUUAUCGCGCAUUAAAGGAAUCUUUUUCUUGUGGCUUUGAAUUUUUUACGCGAGCUGCUUCUUUGCUGUGGACUUUACGGUCCAAGGCUCUUGAAAAAACUGUCCUGGCUAGAGUAUUAUCUUUCCUGUCACAGAAGUCCCGUCGCGGACCACUCAAAAAUGCCUGCUUUGCUUUUUUUGGUUAGCUCUCUUCAACUUACAACAUGUCGUGAGCCAGACGAGAUUAUCCGGGGGGAUGACAGUCGGUUUGAAGAAAACUUCCCGAAUGGUUGAAUCUGCAUAUGGAACAACCGAGGGAGUGCCGAAUGUCGAAUUUCAUCCAUUUAACUUAAACAACUGCCUCCGAUGUAAGCGAUUCUUUUUUUCUAAGAAGAGCAAAAUUCCGGAUGAUCGUUCCUGCUGCAACAGCAAUUAUGUGUUCGAAUCAGACCCCGCAGAAAAAAAGAUUUCUCAUCGGAUUCAGAAACUGAAACCUAUCUACGAAUUAUUGAAAGGGGCACCCUCGACAGCAUCGCCAACGCCAGGCCAGGAUGAACUACCUAAAUCCCCUUCAAAUUCAGCUCAUGCAACCAACCAUACGAGCUAUACAUCUCCCUCAAAUAUUGUAGAUUUAACGAACCAACCUACUGAAGUUAAGACAACCAGUUCUCUCCCUUCUACAAUUGUAGUCAAUGAAACCUAUCAUUCAGCUGAAAUUUCGACCCCUAGAACUUUGUCUUCAACAAAUGUGAUAAAUAAAACGAACGAACCGUCUCCAAGACAAACGAAUACCACUGCCUUCCAUUCAAACACCGUAAGCACAACAAGCCAACAGACAAAAACUAGUAUUUUAACUCCUCUAAAUAAGAUUACUAAAACAGAUUAUUCUCCUCAGAUAACAAAAAGGCAUUCCAUUUGUCCUAUAACGACUAAAAUAUCAACUGCGCAUAAACCAACCACUAAAAUAUGUGGCUGCAAAUCAACCUCAACUAAUCCUACCACUAAAAUAUGUGGCUGCAAAUCAACCUCGACUAAUCCUACCACUAAAAUAUGUGGCUGCAAAUCAACCUCAACUAAUCCUACCACCAAAAGAUGUGACUGCAAGCCAACCUCAACUAAUCCUACCACCAAAAGAUGUGACUGCAAGCCAACUUCAAUCAAAUUUACUACUAAAACACGCGGUUGUAAUUUAACCUCAACUAAACCUACCACCAGAGCAUGUAGCUGCAAUUUAACUGCAAAUACGCCAUCGACAAUCAAAACCACUACCAAGGCUCUUGUAUGCAAUCUAACCUCUCGCCCGUCGAAUCCAACUGCUCCCACCAAUUUUACAUUCCUCGCCCCUCCUACAUUGAUUCAAAAGACAACUUUGCCGCCAAGAGUCACACCCUGUAAAGUCAAGUGCGCUAUGUUCAAGAAACCCACCUGCGCGCCAGAUCGAACAGAACUGGAGAGACUCCGAGAAAAAUUGGAAAAAUACGGAUUCACAAUUGCACCGAACCACAUCCGAAACCGGUUUCCGUAUGCUGGGCAAAUGAACACUCCAUCCUUCACUUUUGACGUUCCAAAAACCACUCCAUCCUUCACUUUUGACGUUCCAAAAACCUCUUCAUCCUUCACUUUUGACGCUCCGAAAACCACUCCAUCCAUCACUUUUGACGCUCCGAAAACCACUCCAUCACCAAACACAUCUCAACCUCCGAGGCAGCAAAAUCUAAACUACACCCUCAGAAAUCCGACAGUUGGGAGAUUCGUAGACUAUUCGAACGGUCUCAAAGUGUUUAAUCCAUUUAUAAAUCAGCAAGAGUUACAAAGCCCUCAGAAAAAAUAUCCCAACACUGAAAAUGUAUCCUCAAAUCCUAAAAUCGUGCUAUCCUCAAUUGAUCAAACUCCACAAAGUUCCUUACCCCCCGCGUGGCUAAACUGGCUGAGAAAAAACAAGAUAACUUUUCUUACACCUACAGAGCAAACUGGACUUUAUUUUCAUGCUGAUCGUGAAAAUCAUUCAAAAUCAGACCCAGCUGACGAAUAUGUAACAACAUCAUGGUUUCUUUUAAAAUCGAAAUGGGAUGAUUUAAAACAUGCCAGCAAUAUUAAUUACAUCACCGAUGUAAAAUCUAACGAAACGGAGGCAAUGACUGAAAGUUACCUCGAGAGAGGGCCGAGGCCUCAUCCACUGAAAGACGAUACUCCAAUUUGUCGGACGACCGUUUGUCACGGAAAAUUUCAGUGCGUUGAGAGUUGUCCUCCGCGACUUUCUCCAUCGGCAGAGGCCACACCUGCUGCCGGCAUCCCGAAGUCCAGUAACUUAGAAAGUGAGUUACGGGAUAUCAUACUUGACAUCAUGAAAAAUUGCUCAUCUGAGCGAAAAACUACCACCACCAGAAUUCCCACCACGAAUCUUGAUCCGAAAAGAGACCAGUAUCAGAAUUCCGAAAAAAAUCAGAGCUUCGAAGACCCGACUAUUACUGUGCCAUGCUCCACAACGUCAAUUUCUCCUGGUGGAAUGGAAAAUUCGUCCGAAGAACAUCGAAGCUCCUCCGAGUCAAAACUAACGAUCAAUUCCGAAACAACCGCGCCUUGUUUUUCAACUGCGCCGCCUGCUCGCGGAAUGGAAAAUUCGUUUGAGGAACAUCGGAGUUUUUCUGACGAGUCAAAAUCACAAAUCAAUCCAGAAACAGCCGCGACUUGUGCUUGUGAAGUGGAAAAUUUACCGGUAAAACAUCACAGUUCUACCGAGUCAAAAUCCUCGAUCAAUGCAGAAACCACCCUCUCUUGGGCGUGCAGCAAUAUUGCCUCAAAUGCGCCGCAGAAGAAUCGAUUCCCUCUUCGGUUGCAAGAGCUGAUUAAAAAUAUAGUCAGACAGAGCAUGAAUGAUGGUUCAAAUUAUCCGCCGACGCAACUGAAGAAAACAAGCGAUCCUUGCGUUAUUUCCUCCGCAAAACCUGACACUGGAACUGAAGUACCGUCGACAGAACACCAGGAAUCUCGUACCUCAACCAGAAGAACCAAUCAGAGCACGACUGCCCUUCCUCUCUGCCUUGCAAUCCGCUCUCACGGUGGGAAGAAAAAAUGUGAGUCAACCCCAGUGUGUCAUUCAACAUCGACUAUUACUCCUUCGUGGAGUCCACGUCCGGGCUCAGAUCAAACUCAAGCGUCGAGCGAACCAAAAUUUCGAGAUAUUAUAUCUGACGUCAUUUAUCGAUGUUUGACAACGCCUUCGGUUGAUGAUACUACUGUUCCGCCUUCGGUUGAUGAUACCACUGCUCCGCCUUCGGUUGAUGAUGCUACUGCUCCGCCUUCGGUUGAUGAUACUACUGUCUCGUCUUCGGUUGAUGAUACUACUGUUCCGCAUUCGGUUGAUGAUACUACUGUUCCGCCUUCGGUUGAUGAAACUACUGUUCCUUGUGCACAAAACAAUACUAUCUCAAAUAUUCCGGACAAAAAUCAGCUUACACUUAAAUUACAAGGACUCAUAAAAAAUUUAAUAAAGCAGAGCAGUAUUAAUUCACAUUAUUCAAUUGACGAGCUGAAGGUAAAAAGCAGCGAUUUCACCUCCUUUACACAAUCGCCACUCCCUGAAACUGAAACUGAAACUGAAGCACCGUCAACUGACCAACAGAAAUCGUUUGAAUCUACCCGAAGAACCAAUCAGAAGAAGAUGGUUCCUCGUAUUUCCCUCGCAAUCCGGCCUCCUGCUGGAAGAAAGAAAUGCAUGUCAACAUCAGUGAGCGAUCUAACAUCGACUAUCCCAUGUCCGUGUAGCUUGGGUCGCGAUUUGAAUCGAUCUCUAGUGUCGAGUGUGCCAGGAAACUUAAGCCAGAUGACAGAACUGCGAGAGAGGAUAUCCCACAUCAUACGUCAGUGUUUGUCCACGCCCCUGAUGGAUGAUCGUUGUACAUCGAGUGUUGAAGUUGUAGCAGCGAGUGGUCCUCGGAUUGCUGAUGAAACAUGUGGAAGUCAAAACUGUACGCUGAAACUGGAGGAUACAACCUCCAAUGCUGACUUUAGUACUGUUGUCGACGGCAAAAUUGGUGGAAAUCAAAAUAUCUCUUCGGAUGCAGGAAUACGGUACUGAAAAUGUGUCGGCUUCUUACGCUCUUAGACAUGAUGUAAUGGGUUUCGGGAAGCAGGAAAAUAUUGAAUCGGUUCGAUAAAAUAUGUUUAAGGUGAUUCGAUGGACGCCAUAUUUUGUGUCAGAACGGCAUGCGAUAUAUCGCAUCAAUUGGUUCCAUUUUUUCAGCUACUCGUCAUUUUUCUCCA
This is a messenger RNA of Bemisia tabaci, 4288 nucleotides long. RefSeq lists its product as uncharacterized. The record is from RefSeq and is a predicted model, not a curated record. Lineage: Eukaryota; Metazoa; Arthropoda; Insecta; Hemiptera; Aleyrodidae.